This is a messenger RNA of Sphenostylis stenocarpa, 339 nucleotides long. The record is from the annotation of a GenBank genome assembly. NCBI's taxonomy places the organism in Eukaryota, Viridiplantae, Streptophyta, Magnoliopsida, Fabales, Fabaceae.
AUGGGAGUGGAGAAGCAAUUGGUGAGGCCUGGCACUGGUCCCAAGCCACUUCCUGGUCAAAACGUCACCGUUCACUGCAUUGGUUUCGGGAAGGAUGGAGACCUUACUCAGAAAUUUUGGAGCACAAAGGAUCCUGGCCAGUCCCCUUUCACCUUCAAAAUUGGUCAAGGUUCUGUCAUAAAAGGAUGGGAUGAAGGUGUGAUUGGCAUGCAGAUUGGGGAAGUUGCUCGGCUUCGGUGCACUCCUGAUUAUGCUUAUGGUUCUGGUGGCUUUCCUGCUUGGGGAAUUCAGCCCAACUCUGUCUUGGAAUUUGAAAUCGAAGUCUUACAUGUGAAAUGA